This is a messenger RNA of Coffea arabica (coffee), 1664 nucleotides long. RefSeq names its product G-type lectin S-receptor-like serine/threonine-protein kinase SD2-5. The record is from RefSeq and is a predicted model, not a curated record. Lineage: Eukaryota; Viridiplantae; Streptophyta; Magnoliopsida; Gentianales; Rubiaceae.
AAAACAAAAGCAACGAUGAAGGGGCAACUAGACAAGUGUGCUUUUAGGCUGUUUCUGAGUCUGUGAAUCGAAGGCAUGGCAGCAUGCCAACUUUUCUUCCACUCAUUUCUAUUGCUUCCACCCGAAAAUAAGACCCCUAAACUAAAGUACCAGAGCUGCCCCCCACGAAAAUAUGCACUGCUGUUAUAAUCCAAUCUUGAAAUGAAAAUUUGCCAUCUCGUUUUCCUUGUUUAUCUUUUCUUCCAUGCCUAUUGUGACUCUGAUGUUCUCGUUGGCUACCAUGUAACACUGGCUAUACCUCCAGCAUACAGCAGCGGAUUCGUGGGGAGAGCUUUCAUUAUGGAAACUGACCAAACCGAGCCCAACUUUAGAACUGCAGUCAGUGUUGAAGCUCUGGAUGACAAGUACGCGUGUUCACUAGAUAUCUUCCUAGGAAAUGUUAAGGUAUGGAGUUCUGGCCAUUUCUCUCGAUUCUACACAGCAGACAAAUGCAUGCUCGAGCUCACAGAGGAUGGAGAUCUGCAAUUGAAAGGUCAGAAAGAAAUAAUUGGAUGGAGGAGUGGAACAUCUGGACAAGGCGUCCAGAGGCUGCACUUGCUAGAGACAGGUAAUCUCAUUUUAGUAGAUCCUCUGAACUUGAUUAAGUGGCAAACUUUCAAUUUCCCAACUGAUGUAAUGCUUCAGGGGCAAAGGCUAAGUUCAAGGACUCGGCUAACGUCUUUCAUCAGCAACAACUCGAGUUUAUUCUAUUCGUUUGAAAUUCAGUAUGAUAAGAUUGUACUGUAUUUGAAUUCUGGCAAGUGGAAGUAUUCUUAUUGGGAAUUUAAGCCGUACCCUUAUGGUGAGAAAAACAUUACAUAUAUAGAAUUGACUUCCAAAGCGCUUGAAAUAUUCAAUGGUAAGUUCCAGAAAGUGGCUCAGAUUACCUCAGAACAGCCUCAGCCCGUGAGGUUUCUAGCACUGGGAAAUUCCACUGGUAAUCUAGGGCUCUACUAUUACUCAGCUGAGAGACAAAUGUUCCAAGCUUCCUAUCAAGCACUCAAUGGGACAUGUGAUCUUCCUUUGGCUUGCAAUCCAUAUGGAAUUUGUACAUUCUCCAACGCCUGCUCUUGCAUUCGACUAAUGACAAAAGGUAUCGGGUCACUUCCAGAUUGCAGUACUGAUGGCAUAUCUGAAGGGCUGUGUGGAAGGAACCAGGCAGAGAUGGUUGAGCUGCAAGGCGUUACGAGCAUUCUGAGGCAGGGAACCCCUAGCGAGGUCAAUAUCAGCAAAGACGCAUGUGCAAAUCUGUGUUUGGAUAACUGUACUUGUGUUGCAGCAUUAUACAUCUCGUCAGCUGAAGCUGAUGCAAACUUGCAGCAAUGUUUUCUCUAUGGAUUGGUUAGGGGAGUUAAGGAGAUCCAGAGGGGAAGCACAGGGAGUUAUUGGGUUAAAAUGCCGAAGGGAAGUCGAGAUCAGGUCCAUGGCAAGAGUUCUGGAUUGAAGAAAUGGAGUGUAAUUGUGAUAGGAGUGGUUGAUGGUUUUAUCAUUUUUAUUGUUUUGGCUGGCAUUGGAUAUUAUAUAAUUCAGAAGAGAAGACAAACCUCAUUGAAUACCAGGCACACCCCUUAAUUAUUCUUUUUCCUCCAAUUUUAUUCAAAAAUUCCAGCUGACUAGUAGCAAGA